Molecule: messenger RNA, 3470 nt
Organism: Pelodiscus sinensis (Chinese soft-shelled turtle)
Lineage: Eukaryota; Metazoa; Chordata; Testudines; Trionychidae
Source: RefSeq, a predicted model, not a curated record
CCUUUUUCCCUUCUUUCAGAUGGAAAGAAUGCAAGUGGAUCCAAACGUUACACUCGUAAAAGAGAAACUUCAUAUUCAAAAAAUGAGAACUUUUCCAGUCAAUCCCGUCGCUCCAAUUCACAGAAAAGCAAAGCUUUUAACAAGAUGCCCCCUCAGAGAGGGGGCACCAGUGGCAGUGGCAAACUUUUUAGCUCUUGUAAUGGUGGAAGACGAGAUGAGGUAGCAGAGGUUCAACGGGCAGAGUUCAGCCCUGCCCAAUUCUCUGGUCCAAAGAAGAUUAAUCUGAACCACUUACUGAACUUCACCUUUGAACCGCGUGGCCAAACAGGUCACUUUGAUGGGAAUGGACAUGGCAGCUGGGGGAAAAGGAACAAAUGGGGACAUAAACCCUUCAACAAAGAGCUCUUCUUACAGGCCAACUGCCAAUUUGUGGUGUCUGAGGAGCAGGACUACGCAGUGAACUUUGCUGACCCAGAUACCUUGGUCAACUGGGACUUUGUGGAACAAGUGCGAAUCUGUAGCCAUGAAGUGCCCUCGUGCCCAAUAUGCCUAUAUCCACCAACUGCAGCUAAGAUCACCCGUUGUGGGCAUAUCUUCUGCUGGGCAUGCAUUCUACACUAUCUCUCCCUGAGUGAGAGAACCUGGAGCAAAUGCCCCAUCUGUUAUGGGUCCAUUCACAAGAAGGAUCUCAAGAGUGUUGUUGCUAUGGAAACACGCCAGUAUGCAAUUGGUGACACCAUUACUAUGCAGUUAAUGAGAAGGGAGAAAAGUGUGUUGAUACCACUGCCCAAAUCCAAGUGGGUGAAUGUAGAGCAGCCCAUUCACUUGGGAGAUGAGCAGCACAGCCAAUACUCUAAGCUGCUGCUGGCAUCCAAGGAGCAGGUGCUUCAGUGGGUGAUUUUGGAAGAGAAAGCAGCAUUACUCCGACAGUAUGAGGAAGAAAAGCACACCACUGAGGCUUGUUUUAUCGAGGCAGCUAUCCAGGAACUGAAGGAUCGAGAGAGGGUUCUGUCGUCUUCCGACCAGAGUAGCAACAGUGAUGUUGCAGGAGCCACAGCAGCUGUAGAAGAAUUGGUCCUGAUGGAGCGCUCUAUGGCCAGGGAGCCUGCAGCUUCCCAGGAGAAAAAGGGUGUUCUGGCGUACCUUUCCGCAUUUGAUGAAGAGAUAGUGGAAGCACACUCUGAUUCUGGGAGCUCCUUUCCUCUUCCCCUGGAAGCAGAAGAGGAGGAGAUAUCUGAGGUGGACACUAGGAAGUUGGCAGAUGUGAAUGCUUCAAAAGAAACUAGUCCAUCAGAUAGUAAAUAUCAGGAAUCUAAUGUUACAACCAGCAGUGGACGAUUGAGCAACUCCUCUCCUUUUUACUAUUUCUAUCAAGCGGAGGAUGGACAGUGUAUGUAUCUUCACCCUGUGAAUGUUCGCUGUCUUGUUCGUGAGUAUGGCAGCCUGGAAAACAGUCCAGAGAAGCACACUGCAGCUGUGGUGGAGAUAACUGGCUACUCUAUGACAGAGGAUGUGCGACAGCGCCAUCGUUACCUAUGUCACUUGCCUCUCACCUGUGAGUUCAGCAUCUGUGAACUGGCUCUGAAGCCUCCUGUCAUAUCUAAGGAGACCCUAGAGACAUUUUCUGAUGACAUUGAAAAGAGGAAACGCCUGCGGCAGAAGAAAGCUCGUGAUGAACGGCGUCGGGAACGCAGAAUUGAGAUGGAGGAGAAUAAGAAGCAGGGCAAGUAUCCAGAGGUCCACAUUGCUUUAGAGAACCUGCAGCAGUUUCCUGCCUUCAGUUCUUGCUCAGGAGAACUCACCAGCAGUGAAAAUCAGAGCUCCUCUUUGUCACUUCUUGAUAGCUCUGUCUCUUUCACAGUCUCUGCAGAAUCUGUCUCGACUCCAUUGUCAACUGCUGCUAGCCUGGUUAGCCCAUCAUUAUGUAUUGGGAGCCUGGAAGAAGAAUCUACCUUCCCCUCUUUUGCCCAGAUGUUGAGGGUUGGAAAAGCAAAGCCAGAAAAGUGGCCCAAAGCUGCCUCAGACACAAGAGAAAUCUUCUUCCUUCCAGAUCAGAAUACCCUGGCACCUCCUGCUCCAGCAGAUAGUGAUGGAGAGAGUGACAACUCUGACCGUAUACCUGUGCCCAGCUUCCAGAACUCCUUUAGCCAAGCUAUUGAGGCAGCCUUCCUAAAGUUGGACAAGCCGUCCACAGCGGACUCCCUUUCUGAGGAAAAGGGAGGCAAGAAAAGAAAGAAGCAGAAACAGAAGCUGCUAUUUAGCACCUCAGUUGUCCACACAAAGUGAUGCUGCUGUCUAAAAGUUCUGUUUCCUGGUUUUCAUUUGCUUUUUGUUUUGCUGCUAUAGUUUAAGUAUUUAAGCUUGAUCAGACUAAAUCCAUGUUUCUAGGCCUUGAGGGAAGAAGGCCCAUCAUUUAAUUCUAGCACAUUUGGAUGGUUUAUACCAAAAUUAAAGUAUUAAGAGAAACUGAACCUGGCUACCUUUAUCCAAGGUUUCCAGUUUGUGCCAAGUCAGUUCUUUUGGCCCAUCAACAGUUUAAAUAUUUCUAUUGCUAUCUGUGGCAUUGCCAGUUGUUGCAGUGUGGUUUUUCAUUCAAAAGGCAGAGAACCUCUACUGUCCCUACCUGUGUAUAAGAGAAACAGUACAUAGUAUCUGGCAAUAGGUGCGGUUUGCUGUAAAGCAAAUUCUUUUUCUUAGCAAGUGCAGUUCGCCCCCUGCUGGAAAGAUGCAAUAAUGAAGAGAUUCCUGAUUCUAAAUUGUAGAGGAAGGAGGGGUCUUAAUCUUCAAAAUGAUGACACAAAUAGCUGAUGAUACUCACUCCUUCUGGUACCUAAGGAUUAGACCAAGGGUGGAAAUAAAGUAGAUCUUUUUUUAUCAACCUCAAAUUACAAUUCAUUCUGAAAUGUAGAGUCCAGGAUUUAUGUCAAAGUAACUUUACAUUGGAAUGCAAAGUGGUUACAUUAUUGUGACCACAUGGAUGUGGUAAGACUGCAAUAUUUAGCCAGCACAGGUUAAAAAGAAUUUCUUUGUCUGCAUGAUCUGGAAUAAACCACCAGCUCUUGAUAACUAGACUGGGUGGUUUUUUGAGACCAGCUGCAUUUGAAUCAAGGGAAUAGGUGACAUCUUUGAUAUCUGCAGAUUUAUUAACCUCACAGUAGCAAACCAGGCUGUCCUAUCUUUUGAGGACAGGGGCCUUAUUUUGCUUUUUGUAGGGAUGUAAGUUGGAUUGUUCUAGGCUCAUCUUACUAUAAACAAAUCUUUUUUCUCUCUCUCUCUCUCUCUCUCCCCCUCCCUGCCCCUUCCCCCCCAUCACCCACUUUUUUUUGGGAGUGGUCUCAUUCUGCAUUGCCUGUGGUUUAAUUUGAAGCUAAUGAGCUAAGUGGUAUGGAUUUUCAUUAAAUAAAAUGAACUGUAGGUGUAAUGUACCAGCAGUGGUGAACAGUUGCAAUAAAUCAUAUGCACAACUGGAA